AUGGGGAUGCCUCCUCUGUCGGCAUACACUUCGUUUGAGUCGCUUCUCUUUUUCCAGUCCCUAGCGACUUCGGAUUCACGACCCUCUAGCUUCGGCUCAAUCUCGACUCUGUUGCGCAACAAUGAGCUCGUGCGCGAGGAUGUUGACUUCGAUGCCGACCGCCUGACCCCGGAGGCGUUGGAAGAUCUGUAUGCGACGUUAAUGCGCGAUGGAUUUGGCCGUGAUGCUGCGUUGUCGGUCAAUGGCCGACCCGCAGAUGGAUCCAGUCCACCUAAUCCGAAAAAGCGCAAGAUCUCCAGUCCGCGACCAGACGGAUUGACUGGCGGAUUCACCCAUACUACCCUUGUUCCAGAACUGGUAGCACAUCUUUAUGCCAAAUACAGAGAUCUGGUCACCAAGGAAAUCAGGGAUGAUGAGAAGCGGUACACGGAAAUCAAAGCGGAGCUGGAACGACUACGCAGGGAGGACGAUAAAGCAGCCGUUGCGGCAGCUAAACCGGUUGAGCCUAUGAAGCCGGUGCAUAUAGAGGCGAAGGGGGCUGAUCUGAAGGAAGAAACGCCGCGUCAAGAUGUCCAAGAUCGAAUAGGUCAACCUCUUGCGGCGACUGUCCCGCUCGCGCAGGAAAAGCCAAAGCCUGACCAACCACCACAGCACAUUGCAAUAAACGUGCCCUCAAACGAGCGUCUAAAGCCACAAGCUGCUCCUCCUGUCACUCAACACCCCGCCCCACUUCCCCAGGUGCAAACCCCAACUCCCAAACCUCAAGGAUUAGCCGGGCAAAUAUCUCAACCGCAACCGCAACCCACCGUCACUCAACCCCUACCAAAGCCGCUUAUCCAACCUCCGCUUGCCCCCUCUACCCAGAGAGCUCCUCCAACUACACCAGCCGGGCCUCGAAUUACACCGGCACAUCCGUCGCAAAUCGCCCCCCGUGCUAAUCCUCCACCACCUCCGUCAAGCAUUCCAGUCAAGGCUAGCCCUUUAGUGCCAGCCUCCCAGCGAACCCCUGCCCAACCGAGUUUUCAGCAAUGGCAGCUUGAUCCUUCUCCCCACUCGCCAUAUCCCGCCGUCUCCCCGGGUACCGUUACACCCGGACAAGCAGCUCAGACUACGAAGCGACCCUUACCACAACCUUUACUGAACCAGCCGUUGCCAGGGCCCCAAACCCAGGCUCCCUUUCAACCUCAUGUUCCACAUACACCUAGCGCCAUCCCCCCUGCUGUUCACACUCCUGUCCCAAUUGGGCGCCCCCGUAUUUCUCAAACCCCGAGUUCUACAUUCCCCUCAUUCUCCGAAUCGCGAGCCUCUCAUCCACGCCUCUCAAUUGACACGCAGGGUUCCUCGACCCCUUGGAAGAGAACUCCUCGUGCGAGCAUUCCGCAUUCUCCAAACUCACCGGUACGACCACGACCAGAGGAUGUUAGUCCCAUUAGCCAGCGAGGUCAAUCUCCAGAGGACAAGAAACUGCGACGUGGUCAGCCCGAGAUCAAACCUGCUACGAUUAUAAAGACCGAGAAGUCGGUUCCAACUCGAAGGACGCGUGCCGUGAGCUCGGCCUCCUCCCGGAGUCGCGGGCGAUCCAUCGCUUCGCGUGAUGGGUCUGUUGCACCGUCGGAAGAUACUCAGCGGGAAUAUCGGCCAACAGGCCGCCGGAAAGGUGCAGUUGCAACAGCUGAUGAUGAGACUCCUAAAGCGCGGACAAAGCGUAAACGCGGAGCAAGUGAAGCACUCGAGCCAGAACCCCACCCCGCAGAUAUUCCAAAAUUUGACACAACCCGAUAUGUCAUGGCUACACGCAAUUUCCACCGGACUGCGGCGCCGAUCAUGAACGAUGUAGCUACGCACAAGCUCGCAUCCAUCUUCGCCAAACCAAUUGGGGAGCGCGACGCCCCUGGCUACCACGACCUCAUCUAUCGUCCACAAGAUCUCAAAUCCAUCAAAUCCGCCAUUCAUCAAGGAAGCAAAGCCGUCGCCACCGCGGCGGAAUCAGUCAGCACCCCAGCUGCAGAUGGAGAGUCACCUGUUCCUGGCGGCACGCCCUCAAAAGGCGGCGUGCUCAUGUUGCCAAAGAAUGAAGACUUCAUAUCACCCAAGGGCAUUGUGAACUCCGCACAACUGGAGAAAGAAUUGAUCCGCAUGUUUGCCAACGCUAUCAUGUUCAAUCCAAUUCCCCAGCGAGGAUUCGGCCCCGCCUUCCCCAUGUCUAGCGAUCGUGGCUCGCGCGAAAGCACUCAGAUGGGCGACGUCGAUGAAGGGGGUAUCAUCCAAGACUCGUUGGAGAUGUUUGAGGAUGUUCAACAGGCUGUUACUCGGUGGCGGGCUGCUGAACGCACCGCUGAUGAGUUGGCCAAUAAGAAUGUCCUCUCUCUUCGGCGUGGUAGCGCUAGUGAUUUCAACACUGAUAGUGCUGAUGAUGUGAAGGGGUGA
Penicillium paradoxum is the source of this 2427-nucleotide messenger RNA. RefSeq lists its product as uncharacterized. The transcript has 2 exons. Gene Ontology annotation, cellular component: NuA4 histone acetyltransferase complex. Gene Ontology annotation, molecular function: protein binding. Lineage: Eukaryota; Fungi; Ascomycota; Eurotiomycetes; Eurotiales; Aspergillaceae. The record is from RefSeq and is a predicted model, not a curated record. The coding region runs from base 1 to 2427 and encodes 808 amino acids.